Lathyrus sativus (Indian pea) is the source of this 531-nucleotide messenger RNA. The record is from the annotation of a GenBank genome assembly. NCBI's taxonomy places the organism in Eukaryota, Viridiplantae, Streptophyta, Magnoliopsida, Fabales, Fabaceae.
AUGUCUAGAGCACCUAUUAUGAUUGCUGAUUUGAAGCUAGGAAACAAUGUAUGGAAGCUCGCCAUUCGUAUUGUUGAUCUAUGGACUGUAACUGAGCGUAAUGGACAACAACAUUUUGAAUGUGUUAUCCAAGAUAGCAAGGGUGAUAAAAUACACGUCGUUACCCGCAACAGAGAUUUCGAUUUGUGGAAACAGAGGUUACAAGAACAUAUGACUUAUAUGGUUUAUAAUGGUGAUCCAUUAAACAACGAUAUUCCUUUGAAAAUCUGUGAAAAUCCUUUGAAGCUUUUUUUCAAUAGUGGAACCACUGUAACCAUGGUAGAUUUACCAGAAAUACCACCCCAUCAAUUUCAUUUCAAACCCAUCGUCGAUUUUUUACACGGAGAUUUCCAAGUCAACCGCUUAUAUGUAGUCAGGUCUCAAGUUGCAGGGGGCGGAAAGAAGGCUUGUGUCAACAUUACCUUAUCUGAUGAAAUCCACCGGAAAAUGGUACAUCUCAAAUGCUUGGAACGGAUCCAAAUUGCUUCUUGA